Molecule: messenger RNA, 4607 nt
Organism: Odocoileus virginianus texanus
Lineage: Eukaryota; Metazoa; Chordata; Mammalia; Artiodactyla; Cervidae
Gene: WDR45B
Product: WD repeat domain 45B
Biological process (GO): protein localization to phagophore assembly site; protein lipidation; nucleophagy
Cellular component (GO): phagophore assembly site membrane; extrinsic component of membrane; cytosol
Molecular function (GO): protein binding; phosphatidylinositol-3-phosphate binding; phosphatidylinositol-3,5-bisphosphate binding
Source: RefSeq, a predicted model, not a curated record
GCAGCGGGUGGAUUGCUCGGCGCUCCGCGGUUCCCUGGCUGCGCGCGCAGGCGGUGGGCCUUUCGCUUCCGGCCGCGAUAGCGUCGGCGCUGGCCAGAGGGAUCCCAGCGGUCGACCUCCCGGAGCGGCAUGCGGCGCUGAGGCGCGGUGGAUCCCGCGGCGCCAUGAACCUCCUGCCCUGCAACCCGCAUGGCAACGGGCUGCUCUACGCCGGCUUCAACCAGGACCAUGGAUGCUUUGCGUGUGGGAUGGAAAAUGGAUUCCGAGUCUAUAACACCGAUCCACUGAAGGAAAAAGAGAAGCAAGAAUUUCUAGAAGGAGGAGUUGGCCAUAUUGAAAUGUUGUUUCGCUGCAACUAUUUAGCUUUAGUUGGUGGUGGGAAAAAGCCAAAAUACCCUCCAAACAAAGUGAUGAUCUGGGAUGACCUGAAGAAGAAAACUGUGAUUGAAAUAGAAUUUUCUACCGAAGUCAAGGCUGCCAAAUUACGGCGAGAUAGAAUUGUGGUGGUUUUGGACUCUAUGAUCAAAGUGUUUACAUUCACACAUAAUCCCCAUCAGUUACACGUCUUUGAAACCUGCUAUAACCCUAAAGGUCUCUGUGUCCUGUGCCCCAACAGUAACAACUCACUCCUGGCCUUCCCGGGCACGCACACGGGCCACGUGCAGCUUGUGGACCUGGCCAGCACCGAGAAGCCACCGGUGGACAUUCCUGCCCACGAGGGCGUCCUGAGCUGCAUUGCUCUCAAUCUGCAGGGAACAAGAAUUGCGACCGCCUCUGAGAAAGGGACCCUUAUACGAAUAUUUGAUACUUCAUCAGGGCAUUUAAUCCAGGAACUACGAAGAGGAUCUCAAGCAGCUAAUAUUUAUUGCAUUAACUUCAAUCAGGACGCUUCCCUCAUCUGUGUGUCCAGUGACCACGGCACGGUGCACAUUUUUGCAGCCGAAGAUCCGAAAAGGAAUAAACAAUCAAGUUUGGCAUCGGCCAGUUUCCUUCCAAAAUACUUCAGUUCCAAGUGGAGUUUCUCCAAGUUUCAGGUCCCCUCAGGCUCUCCAUGCAUUUGUGCCUUUGGAACAGAGCCAAACGCUGUCAUUGCGAUCUGUGCGGACGGCAGCUACUACAAGUUCCUGUUCAACCCCAAGGGAGAGUGCGUCCGGGACGUGUAUGCGCAGUUCCUGGAGAUGACGGACGACAAGCUUUGACCCUUGACCGGGAGCACGAGCACCGUGGCCCCUAGGCGCCCAGCGGCCCCUCGAGCUCCUGGGGCUGGUGAUGAUGGGCCGGAGGGACGGCCCGGGACCUUGUCGUGAAGCCACUCAUGGCUGUUUUCCGAAGCCAGGCCUCCUGAGUCCAGUGUUAAAGGAAGAAUCAAUGGGGCACAGGGACACUCCCGCCUGACCGCCGGCUUCACCAUUCGCUUCAGUGGUUCUGCCGCAUCCGCCACCUGCAGCCAGGGCUCUGGACAAACUGGGGGCACGUUGAGAAAAGGAGGGACAACGUGAAAUUCAUUUGUGGCGCCAGAUUCCAUCCUUUUUGCUGAGUUUGUGAUGGAGAGGUGAACACACGUGCAAUCUUGGUUCUUUCUCACCAGAUAGAAGUGGGAUUAUCACACCGGCAGCCUUAGGAGGAGGAGGGAGGAAGCCCUUCUCCCGUCUAAACUGAAGAAAGUUUAGAGCUCACAGGCUUGGUGUCUCCCUCAGGAGCCACAUAUCACAUGUCCCCCUCUUGUUGGCGCCAUUGAAGUUGAGGCAGCGCCAGGCCUACCCCGUGAACUGCACCUGUGGCCUCCUGGCAACACUGGGUCAAAGGGAGUUCCCCUUUACUCGUAGGGAACAGAGUAACGCGUAGACUUUAAAACUGAGUCACAAAAGAACGCAUCGCUUAAUUCGGAGGAUACGAAGGGAAACCGGCGUCUGAACAAAGCAGCGCCCGGUCCUGUGGGCUUUGGCCGGCCGCUUCCACUUCCCUCUCUCACCGUCUUCUCUCCCUGUUUUUAAGAAUAGCUGCACACUAACAUUCUGGGAAUGAGAGGCACAUACUUUUUUUUAACAUUUGGUAACUAAAAUAGGUUAUGGGCUCUAUAUUGUUAGUACUACUUGAGGUAUAUAUUUAAUUUUCUUAAAUUCCCUUUAAACUUAAUUUUGUUUUGAUUUCAGGUUGCAAACAUUAAAAUCUACAGCUGCAAGCUCUCAGUUUGCCAGUUCUUUUACUGUCAUAUAAUCAACUAACUUUGUCUGUGGAUUUCAAUGUAAAGUAUGCAUGUUACUUUUAUGUGUAUUUAAUCAUGAAAUUUAAUUUUGCACACUUAUUUGUAACGUUUCUUUUAAAUAAACGUGGCUAAUUUUGUUGUAUUCUGUACCCGUCAAGGGAAGAGAAUUGUAUGUUAUAAAACCAUAGCCCGUUUUGUUGGACUGGACUGCAGGCUGCAGGAACGGCCCGGUGUGCUUCAUGGCCUGAACUAUCCGAGGCCGCGUGGGGGCCGGGGGCCGGUGGCAGCCCAGCUCUGGGAGCAGAGAGGAGAGUGGUGUUCCCUAGCAGUGUCCGUUGUCUCUGGUCAGGAGGCUCUGCCUGAGGUCUCUGGGGGAAAGCGUGGUGUUGGGCCACCCAUCAGUGUCUCUAACAACAGCCUUAACUUUGGGCCCAGGAGUGAGAGGGGGUAUUUCACAUCUGUAUGAUCACUAGUUUAUAUUUUCCCCAGUAUGAUGCCUUUAGUGUAUCCAAAUACACAUUAAAGUAGGAAAAGAGUUUUGCAAAGGUUGGUGUCAUGGUGAGUGGAGAUGCUGCAAGCUGGUGAGGAAAGCUGGGCUGAGUGAGAAACCAGCUCACUGGCCCUGGGAGAGGCCAUGCCCGGGAACAUUCCAUAUCCAGGAUGUUCUGGCACGUCCAUUAAGAGUCCACAGUGUGGGAGCAGGUGCAGGCUCUGCCGCCCCAGGCACAGCCUUGCAUGCUUUGUAAAAUGACAGGACAGGGACACCUGGGUGGUGUGUGAGCGACCCCCAUUGAGAGGCUCUGGUUUGUCUCCUCGGGGGUUUCCCCUCGGGGUGGUGACAACACCGCAUCUUGCCUGGGAAGUGCCCUGGAUGAGGCUCCUGGAGGGCAGGCUGAGGUCUGGAAGGCCGAGGCGGCACAGCACUGUCCACCCUCCUUAGGGAGGUGGCGGGAAGAGCUGUCCCUGGCCAGUGGGCUGUUGGGUGAACCGUCCUCGGUUCAUUUAAGGACAGCAGCAGACUUGGUUUCUCAAACUGAUAACCACUGAUUUAUUGCCUAAUGUAGGGAAAGCAUGUUGUUCUCAGCCAGGGCCACCUCUACUUCCCCUCUUGGCUGAAUCCUGCCGGCCCCUGAACGUGGGUGCGAAGGGGCCGGUGUGAGAGUCUCGUGUCCAGGGCUCCCCCAAGCCCCACUUGGCGGCUGGGCUGGAUCAGCCUGAUUCGUGUGUCCCCCAAGUGUCUGUGUGAACAUUCAGGAGCCAUCUCUUGGGGCCCCCGCACUGCGCUCUCCUGCCUGCUCUCCAGGCUGUGGACGGGCGGUGGGGGCUGGGGGGAGGGCUCCAGUGUGUCUGGUGGGGACAGAGCCCUCCUAGCCCUGCAGCCUCGCCCCCACCCACGCCCCCGGCUCGUCUGUCCCAUUAGUCUUCAGUGCUCACCAUGGCCUGGGAGGGUGGGGCCCACUCCCCUCCUUACUUUGCAGCUUGUGAGACCAAAGCUUCUCAUGUUUGCAUUUCCUUUCUGCAACCAAACCAAACUUGUAGGUGAUUUCACACAACUUGGUCCCUGGCCUCUUUUCUGUCUGUAAAAGUAUUUCAUCAAUUUUAGUACUUUUGGAACUUGUGCUGAAAUUUUAGUCUUCCAAAUGGAUCAUAAAAUACUAAUCACAAUACAAAAUGUUCACUAUAAGGUGAACAUAUAGAAGAAUAUGAAGUGGGAAUCAACAUCACCCUGAGUUGCCUCCAGAGACGAUGACCUUUAGAACCCCCAUGCCUUUGGGGGUGAAGUCUGUGAUUCUCAGUCGCAUUAUUGGGACCAUUCUUUUAAUGUUUCACAAUGCAAGAACGUGUCAGGACGUACUAUAAUUGCCCAAAGAUGCCUACUUGUAGUUUUUGCUUUUAUAAACAUUUGGAAAUGGAAAUCCUUGUGCAUACAUGUUUACACACUUAUCCAUCUAUUUCUUUGGAUAAUAGAACUGGAAUUGCCAGGCCAGAGGAUCUGUGUGUGUAAGAUUUAUCAUGCCUGCCAUGAUUGUGUCAACUUCAAUAACUGACACCUCAUCCUCACCAGAAGGUUCUGAGCACAAGCUUUUUAAUCUUUGAUGGAGAAAAAAGAUCUCCAAUUUUUAGCCAGGUUGAGCAUUUUGGAAUAUAUUUGCUGGCCAUGUGAAAUUAUUUUGUAUAUUGCUUACUUGUGCCUUUGCUUAUUUUUCUGUUGGUGUAUUUUGUUUAUAAGGACUUUAAAAAUAAUCACCCCAUGUCAUUUUUUUCACUUUGUGUUUGCUUCAGUUUGAGGGGUUUUACUUUGCUGUGUAUCUUGAAUUUUUACCUAGUCUGAUUGAUCAGCCUUUUUCCUUUAUGGUUUCUAGUAUUGGCUCAUGAUUAAAACAAAACGCUUUUCACUGGG